AUGGCGAAAAGGUAUUUCUUAGUGUUGCAUUGGUAUAUCCUUGGGACUUUAGGGGAUUUGCAAGAGGUUCUGCGUCGAGAAUGUUUCUUAAGGCCCCCGACCAAUUAUUCCAAAUCUCUCCCGGCAAAAAUUAGUAAUGAAAAAGGUCAAAGAGAACCUCUGGAGGUAUUUUUCACAUUCGGUGGGUCUGAGAUAGAAUACAUCAAGGAAGAGAAUCAAAGAAUCUAUAUGAGCAUUGUGUACGAGGAAAAAUGGAGCGAUCCAAGGAUCUUUGACUUAGAGGAAAAUAAAGGAUGCUGGGGCAAGGUUCCAUUGAAGUAUUUACGAGACAACUUUUGGACUCCAGCAUUGGUUCAUUGGAAUGCGCGUAAACACUCAAGUAUAAAUACAAUGAUGGAUGACAAUUUGGGGUACGCCUUGGUGACCCCAGACAACUACCUUAUCUACAGUGUUGCCCUAACGGUGGAGGUAAAUUGCAAGUUUCAAUUUGACCAAUUUCCAUUUGACCACCAUGAUUGUCCGUAUUUGGUCACAAAUUGGUUUGACACAACCGAUUAUGUUGUGUUAAAGGGAAACAUGGUGAACCAAACAAAAGGAAAAGAGUUAUGGGUGGAAACGACUCAAGUCUACGAGGUUGAGGUGACUCUUUUGGAAGAUUCCGUUCGAUUUGAUGGAUUCAGUACCCCUCCAAGAAAUUUGAGCGUUACCGGGAAAAACUACCAUUUCCGUCGAAUGUUGUUCCCUUACAUUACGACAUUCUUCGCACCCAUGGUCAUUGUGGUAUACCUUUCCAUGAUUAGUUUCUGGAUACCUGUGGAGAUUGUGCCUGGUCGAAUGUCUAUGUUGGUGACCUUAUUUCUAACCUCCGUCAACCUUGGGAUUUCCAACCAGGCCAACGCUCCUCCGAGUAAUAAGGUUGGUGCUGUGGACUUGUGGAAUUUCAUCAUAUUUGGCACGCACAACGGGAUCAUUUGGGAAUAUGCUUACCUCCUAUUCUCUCGAUUUAAGUUUUGCAAGGCCAACAAAGGGAUUGCAAACGAUUCCAAAUACUCGGAAGCUAUGAGAGAGUUUACCCUCUGGACCAAUAGAGUCGAUACAAUUUCAUUUUGGAUCUGUUUCAUUACAUUUCCAUUCUUACUAAUUGUUUAUUUCAGUUUGAAUAUCAAAUAGGAUGACUUUAAAUUGGAAGUGAAUCAUGUUUGUCUGACAUCAAACCAAUUUCGAAUGAAGUCUGAUACGGUGAAGUUGUCUACAGCGAGGGUAUUUGUGGCAAUAAAAAGGGCGAAUAAGUUUGUAAUCAUACAAAGUGUAUUUCAAUACCAAUUAAGUUGGCAUUUGAUAAAGCCAUAAAAUGGCGGAAAACGCAGCAUAUGAAAUUAUCCCUUUCCUCGGUAUUGAGAGUUACUAUAAUAUUUAUUUAUUUAUUUAUCUAAACCUCCACUGUCCCUUUUUAGCGCACUAAUAAGAUGUGUUCAAAUUAGAAGUGUGCCACUCAUUUUUGGUCCAGGACCAUCAGCAUGAAAUUAAAAAGUCUACGAAUGGGGUUGUGAAUGAAACGCAAAAACAUGUCGGGACAUCGCACUAAACGGCAAGAUUUCCUUUAAAAACUUUUUAAAACAGAGGACUGCAUUUUAAUAUUGCUAUUAUUGAUGCUUUAGGAAUUGGUAAUCUUCAACGAGAUGCAAAUUAAACACAUCUACGAGUAGAUUCGGCCUUUUACGAUCCAAAGUUGACGGAAGUAUCCAAAUAAAAGUAGCACAUGGCAUUUUUAAAUGACGAUAUGACUCAUUUUUAGAUAACUAUUAGGAU
Tigriopus californicus is the source of this 1809-nucleotide messenger RNA. Its product is annotated as gamma-aminobutyric acid receptor subunit alpha-2-like. The transcript has 3 exons. The record is from RefSeq and is a predicted model, not a curated record. Bases 1 to 1170 code for a protein of 389 amino acids. Gene Ontology annotation, molecular function: extracellular ligand-gated monoatomic ion channel activity; transmembrane signaling receptor activity. NCBI's taxonomy places the organism in Eukaryota, Metazoa, Arthropoda, Copepoda, Harpacticoida, Harpacticidae. Gene Ontology annotation, cellular component: membrane. Gene Ontology annotation, biological process: monoatomic ion transmembrane transport.